AUUCACCCUGCGGUCACUUACAUUGUGCGAGCGAAGUGGUUUUUGCCAACACACGACUCCACGAUGCUCCGCUUGGCUGCAAAGACACACGCCGCUUUAGUCUUCCUUGCGUCUUUUUUCUGUUGAAACCAACUUUACUUACACCGCUCUACACAAGCCAUGCUUGUUACCAACCCGUCGUCGUCACUCCCUCGGUCUUGCGAGUCCAUUUACAGCUCCUCGCGACGAAUCCACGAGAUUGCGCAACUCGAGGCGUGCGAGAUUCCACGCAUUCCGCGCGUCGGGGAUCUACGCGCUGCUUUUCGCUCUAGCGAGCAGUACAAGCCGACUAGCCCUGAUUGGCCGCCGAAAGCUGUUCCCGACUGGGUUUCGAGCAGGCCUCUCCCGACGUCACUACCCUCACUACAUGCAUUGUCUCGCGCACCAGCAGGCUCGCAUACCAUUACCGUAGAGCAGAAAAGCCCACAUCGUGGGUAUGCAUCUGUGCCACCGGUCAAAAAAGUCCUCACAUCCUUUACAGAGAUUUCCUCCCAUGGCAAAUCUCAUCACACGGAAAAUAUAUCGCUCGUGGAGCCCCUUCGGCUUCCUCGCCCGUGUAGCCGAGAAUCUUGCUCCUAUGUCUUGCGUGACAUACGGUUAAACGCCGCGCUUACCAGAGUCAUCCACAACGAACCCCUCUCUUCAGACGUAGUUUGGAACGAUAAGCUCCAGCCGUUUGAGCUCAAGCACGAUGAAGAAGAAGCUCGACAUACCGCCAUGCUCAACAACCUUCCGCUAGACGGCAGACAGGCCAUCAUCGACGGAUUCCGCGAGUUUUACAACGACGAGUGGUUUGAAGAGUUUGCUGCUUCACAAGAGGGACAGGAAGUCACGAGUUUGUCGAGACGGUUAUCAACGCUUAGCCGGUCGAGUAGCUCGCGUGUUAAAAGUAGUCUGGGGGGCUUGGUGCAGAGAGGGGCGGAUGUGGUGAGGAGUGGGGGGGAUAUUGUGAGGAAGGUGAGGUCGAGGGCUAGGUCUGUUUCUACGCGGUUUAGUAUAGACUGA
Molecule: messenger RNA, 1044 nt
Organism: Pyrenophora tritici-repentis Pt-1C-BFP
Lineage: Eukaryota; Fungi; Ascomycota; Dothideomycetes; Pleosporales; Pleosporaceae
Source: RefSeq, a predicted model, not a curated record